Microtus ochrogaster (prairie vole) is the source of this 1274-nucleotide messenger RNA. RefSeq names its product STIP1 homology and U-box containing protein 1 (gene Stub1). NCBI's taxonomy places the organism in Eukaryota, Metazoa, Chordata, Mammalia, Rodentia, Cricetidae. Gene Ontology annotation, biological process: positive regulation of proteolysis; cellular response to misfolded protein; protein polyubiquitination. The record is from RefSeq and is a predicted model, not a curated record. Gene Ontology annotation, molecular function: ubiquitin protein ligase activity; protein-folding chaperone binding. Gene Ontology annotation, cellular component: cytoplasm; Z disc.
GCCCCACGCCGGAAGUUCCGGUGGCGGAUCGCCGACCGGGCGGAGCUGAUCGCUGCGCGGGCUGCGGGAGCUAGGUGGCUGGGCGCGGAGCCCAAGCCGUGCCGCGCGGCGCCAUGAAGGGCAAGGAGGAAAAGGAGGGCGGCGCGCGGCUGGGCACUGGCGGUGGCAGCCCUGAUAAGAGUCCGAGUGCGCAGGAGCUCAAGGAGCAGGGGAACCGGCUCUUCGUGGGCCGCAAGUACCAGGAGGCGGCGGCCUGCUACGGCCGCGCCAUCACCCGGAACCCACUUGUGGCAGUGUACUACACCAACCGGGCCCUUUGCUAUCUGAAGAUGCAGCAGCCUGAACAGGCACUCGCUGACUGCCGGAGAGCCCUGGAGCUGGAUGGGCAGUCUGUGAAGGCGCAUUUCUUCCUGGGGCAGUGCCAGCUAGAGAUGGAGAGUUACGAUGAGGCCAUUGCCAAUCUGCAGCGAGCCUAUAGUUUGGCCAAGGAGCAGCGACUCAACUUUGGGGAUGACAUCCCCAGUGCCCUUCGCAUUGCGAAGAAGAAGCGCUGGAACAGUAUCGAGGAACGACGCAUUCACCAGGAGAGUGAGCUGCACUCUUAUCUCACCAGGCUCAUUGCUGCUGAGCGAGAGAGGGAACUGGAAGAGUGUCAGCGGAACCAUGAGGGUGAUGAGGAUGAUGGCCACGUCCGGGCCCAGCAGGCCUGCAUUGAGGCCAAGCACGAUAAAUACAUGGCAGACAUGGAUGAGCUCUUCUCUCAGGUGGACGAGAAGAGAAAGAAGCGAGAUAUCCCUGACUACUUGUGUGGCAAGAUCAGCUUUGAGCUGAUGCGGGAGCCCUGCAUCACACCCAGUGGUAUCACUUAUGACCGCAAGGACAUUGAGGAGCACCUGCAGCGUGUGGGCCACUUUGACCCUGUGACCCGGAGCCCUCUGACCCAGGAACAACUCAUCCCCAACUUGGCCAUGAAGGAAGUCAUUGAUGCAUUCAUCUCUGAAAACGGCUGGGUAGAGGACUACUAAAGCCAUGUCCUGCCUGGCACCCUAGCCCAGGAGGGUCUGGAGACAGAAGCUCCAGUUCCUGUAUAUAGCGUGUGUCCCUGGGCCUGCCCCCAUCAGUUCUGCUGACGGGUUCUGAACUGCUCCCUUUCUCAGCAUACCCCUUGCUGGGCCAUGAGCCUUCCCUGUCCCCCUUCUGGGCUGGAAAGCGGGUGAGGGUGGGCUUAGGUUGCUGCUGCUGCCACUGUCCUGUAAUAAAGUCUGUGAGCACUA